AUGGAUUCCACGGACACUGGUUGCAGUUAUUCUUUUGAUAGUUAUAAAUCUCGCAGCGGUACUUCGCUGAAUUAUAGCAGUGAUAUAAAUGCCAUUAGCGUUGAUUUGCCAGAACAAUCAGAUGAUUUGAUUUCUUCAUAUAAUGGCUUUAAGUAUUUACCACAUUGGCCACCAGUUAGUUUGGAAUUUCAAAAUUUAACUUAUAAAGUACACGAUGUAAGCAAAGGCAUGAAAACAAUUUUAAAAAAUAUUCAUGGAGAAUUUAAAUCACACGAACUUACUGCCAUAAUGGGCCCCUCGGGGGCUGGGAAAACUACAUUACUUAAUCUUCUAGCAGGCUUUGGAGGCUACAGUUAUAGCGGUGAAAUAAAUGUCAAUCAUACGCCACGUAAUUUAAGAUUAUUUCGUAAAAUGUCACGCUAUAUCAUGCAAAAUGAUGUUAUAGAUCCUCAUUUUACUGUCAUGGAAGCCAUGAUAUUUGCCGCUAACUUAAAGCUAGGAAAUGAUUUGACCAAACAACAAAAGCUAGAAGUAAUCGAAGAGAUACUUAAUAUGUUAAGAUUACAAAAUGCAGCCCAUACCAAGGCGGUACGCUUGUCGGGCGGUGAACGUAAACGUUUGUGUAUUGCUUUGGAAUUGGUAAAUAAUCCACCGGUGGUAUUUUUAGAUGAACCAACUACAGGCCUAGAUGAUCUCUCUAGUACUCAAUGUAUACAAUUACUACGUCGUCUGGCACAUGCAGGACGUACAAUUAUCUGUUCGAUUCAUACCCCUCCAGCCAAGCUAUUCGAAAUGUUUGAUAAAGUUUAUAUAUUAACCGAAGGUGAAUGUGUCUAUCAAGGCAGUGUUGGUAAUAUAGUACCUUAUUUGAAAGAAAUUGGUCCCACCUGUCCGCUUACUUAUAAUCCAGCAGAUUUUAUCAUUGAAGUAGCCUGUCGAGAAUAUGGUGACUAUCACAAGAGUAUGGUGAAAGCCAUUGAUAAUGGAAAAAUUUAUCGCUGGCAACCAGAAUCUGAAUAUAAACAUCCGAAAUCGAUAACACCCACCAAAUCUGAUACAACCUCGGGUGCUUCCUCAUUCGAUGAAAUCGAACAAUUUGAAAUGGAUUUUGAUGUGAAAAAAUUCAAGUCAACAACUACAUGGUGGAUGCAAUAUAAACUAUUAGUACACCGUAUGAUAGUAAAGAUGUGGCGAGAUAAAUCCUAUAUAAAAUUAAAAUUCUAUAUGAAUAUUUGCCUUGGCCUCUUAGUAGGUGGUAUAUUUUUGGGUGUUGGAAAUGAUGCCACAAAAGCGUUAUUUAAUUUUGGUUUUGCUUUUACCAUAGUAAUUGGUUAUUUGUAUUUGCCACUGAUGCCGGUGUUAUUGCAAUUUCCUACCGAAAUGAAGUUAUUAAAACGCGAACACUUUAAUCAAUGGUACGGUUUAAGUUCUUACUAUAUGGCCAGCAUAACCUCGAAGUUUCCCUUCAUGUUUGUUUUGGCUUUUAUUUAUCUAUCCAUGGUCUAUGUUAUGUCCAGUCAGCCAUUGGAACUUUUUAGAUUUGCCAUGUUAUUUUUAAUAGCCAUACUUACAGCCCAAAUAUCAGAUAGUAUGGGCAUGGUUAUAGCCUCCCGAUUAAGUUUAGUGAAUGCCAUGUUUAUGGGUCCCGUUAUGGCUUGUCCCUUAAUUUUACUAUCCUUUUUUGGCAUGGGCUAUGGCAGAGAAAUUGAAAUAUCCGUUUUUAUGAAAUUCAUUAUGAAAUUAAGUUAUCUACGUCAUGGCUUGGAGGGUCUAGUUGAAGCUCUCUAUGGCUAUGAUCGUGCUGAUACAAUAUGUCCACCCAGUGAAAUGUUUUGCAUGUACAAAAAUGCUCAAUUUCUGUUAACACUUUUGGGUUUUGAAGACAUCAACUAUUGGACUUCUGUAGCAUAUCUAGGUUUUUAUAUAUUCUUUACUGUUGCGGGUUAUAUACUAAUUAAACAUCGUUUAUCAGCUUCAGGGGGAUCGAAUCGUUUACUGCAGUAUAUUAGUCAAAUGCUGGUUAAAUACUUUAAUUUUACUUCGUAUAAAUAUUAACAUUAAAAAAUAAUUUAAUUUUUAAAGAAUUUUGUAUAUAUAAAUUUUAAUUUGUUAUAAGUAUGAAGGGAAAAAUUGUAUUAUAUAUUUUAGUUAGCUCAAACAUGAAUAGGUUUUUAAACGAAAAUGGUGAUAUUAGUUUAAGGAUAAUUUUUUACAGAAAAUAUUUUAUUAAUAAAGAAUUAAAAUAUUAAA
Messenger RNA from Lucilia sericata (common green bottle fly), 2250 nucleotides. Its product is annotated as ATP-binding cassette sub-family G member 4. Gene Ontology annotation, molecular function: ATP hydrolysis activity; ATP binding; ABC-type transporter activity. The record is from RefSeq and is a predicted model, not a curated record. Lineage: Eukaryota; Metazoa; Arthropoda; Insecta; Diptera; Calliphoridae. Gene Ontology annotation, cellular component: plasma membrane.